CCCCUUCCUCACUGUGAUAAAUAAAAAGAAAGGGUUCAUUGUAAAGCCCUUUUAAAGCUGGACCAGGGAUUAUAUCAACAUGUUGUUCCCAAUCCUCGUUGCGCUAGUUGCUGUUCAGCCCAGCUGUGGCUCCCUUCAAACGUACCAAUUCCAGGAGCCCAUCACCAACAAGCUGCUCACCUGCGACCGCUGUCCGCCCGGCUUUCACAUGUUAAAGCACUGCACCUCUGCAACGCCGACAGUGUGUAAGCCAUGCCCGCCAAACCACUACACACAGUACUGGAACUACCUGCCCAGGUGCCUGUAUUGUAGCACGUUCUGUUCGGAGAACCAGAGGGUCAAGGAAGAGUGUUCGAGUCAAAAUAACAGGGUGUGUGAGUGUGAAGAAGGAUUUCACUCGUACAACGGUUUUUGUAUCCGACACAAGGAGUGUCCUCCUGGACACGGGGUGAAACGAAGAGGCACGACUGAAACGGACACAGACUGUGAAAAAUGCCCCCACGGCUCCUUUUCCAGAAACUUCUCUUCGAGUGCCGGGUGCGCAAAUCACACGAAUUGUGCGUCUCUGGGGCGCAAGAAGGUUAUUAGAGGAACAUGUUGGCAUGAUAACAUUUGUGCCAAUUCCUGUGAAGAACUUAAAGAUGGAGGUGGAUUUCAACUCAUCAGAACAUUACUUCUUGACUUCUUUCAAUUUUACAAAAUGGGUAGGUCGAAGCUCGGGAAAUUAGUCUACAGGUUAACCAGGGAAAAUGGAAAGCCACCUAACAGACGCCUGCUGCUGAACAAACUACGGGACUGGUUUACGGACGCCACUGAAGGACAACUGAGGAGUCUCCCGAAGAUUCUCAGGAACAUACACCCUGCGUAUGCAGGUAGACUGGAGAGGAAAAUGCGGAUGUUGAAUGGCGCCUCUGACUGUAACAAGAAUAUAAACGUUACCCCACCCCCUCACUGCGAGGCCAACCUGGUUUCAUAAGGAUUACCCAGACUAUUUUAUGUACAUUUUAGCCAAGAUGUAUUAUGUUCAGUAAAAUAACUCACCCAAAUGUCACUGUUUUGAAUCACAGGUUAAACACUUUGUUAAAAAUUCAUCAUUAUUUAUACAUUUUCAUAGCGUUCGUAAAUAUCAGACGUUUGUCUGGCGUUUGUAAGAUAUGUUAAGUUUGAAUAAUUUCGUUCUGUAUCAUAUGUUUUGGUGGCGCAUUGUAAUGUAACCUAACCAAUCAAAUACAGUGGGGAGAACAAGUAUUUGAUACAC
Molecule: messenger RNA, 1258 nt
Organism: Esox lucius (northern pike)
Lineage: Eukaryota; Metazoa; Chordata; Actinopteri; Esociformes; Esocidae
Product: tumor necrosis factor receptor superfamily member 6B-like
Exons: 4
Coding region: 80-976 (298 amino acids)
Molecular function (GO): protein binding
Source: RefSeq, a predicted model, not a curated record